AUAGGACGCUGAUGGGCCUAAAAUGAUAUGAUAUGGACGUCGCUAUUUGUUCUUCUGUACAGCGAAUUGAAGGCGGAACAUGUUGAAUUCCUCUUUUGUGUUGGUGUUUUGGGUAAUUUAGGGAAAUAUCAUCAAGCAGUUGAAAGCUGUUGACGUGUAUAUUUUUCAAGAUUACAGGGGACAUAACAGGAAAUCAACAUGAAUCUAGAGCGUCUUCCUAACAACGAGAAACUCAGCCUCUGCAGGAAAUACUACUUAGGUGGAUUUGCAUUCCUUCCGUUCCUAUGGCUAGUGAAUGUGGUGUGGUUUUUCAAAGAGGCCUUUUUAAAGCCAGCAUAUACAGAACAACUCCAGAUCAAAACAUAUGUAAAGCGAUCAGGGCUAGGAUUGCUUCUGUGGGUGGCUGUACUCACCACAUGGAUAACCAUAUUCCAGCACUUCAGAGCAGAAUGGGGAGUUGUUGCAGACUACCUUUCCUUCACCAUUCCACUUGGCAUUCCGUGAGACUGAACAAGGUGGGAAACAAGAAAGCUUAGCCCAAUUUGAACUGAUGGUCCACUCAUACACACUAAAGAAUGUCCCAUAUAUUGCUGGAAUAUUUCUCAUUAGGCUAAACUAAUAUGGGGGAUACUGUACAAAAUUAAUAAAAAUAUCUUACAGGCUGUAAUAGUUAAAUGCGUUCUUGAUUUUAAUGUAUACAUUUUUAUAUUUGUGGCUUUGGUGAGGGGCAAAUAUGUCUUAUGAUAUGAAUACCUUUUUUCCUUUCCCAACAUUGUGUCUUUGUGGAUUGUGUCUUUGUCUCAGCACAUUUUAGUAAAUGUGAAAGGAUAUAAUUAAAUUGUUUUGCUUUUGCCCCAAUUUUGUAAUAACUGAUUCUGCAACAACCAUAUUACCAUGUUGUAACAUUAAUAACUGUGUUACAAUGUUUGUACCACAGUCGUUACUAUGUUAGUGACAGUAAUCAACUUAAUUUACUUUCUUAAUGAAAUAAGUGUCUAUUUUAUUAGCUGUAAUAAACUAGUGAGCUUUGAUGGUAGGUUGUGAUGUACAUUGUAUUAGCAUUUUUUUCUGUUUUGAUUGGUAUGUACCUAGACCUGGAUAACAGUAUCAUAUAGGCCUUGUUUAUUAGUGUUGGUAUAUCACUAAAUGCUCACAAUAACAUCGUCUACCUAUUUCAGUCAAGCUUUUCGCACAAGAUUAACCACUUGAAAUGUGAUAAGAUAGUAUAUGGUCAUAAACAGCAUUUCACUUUU
This is a messenger RNA of Esox lucius (northern pike), 1253 nucleotides long. RefSeq names its product presenilin enhancer, gamma-secretase subunit (gene psenen). Bases 199 to 504 code for a protein of 101 amino acids. Gene Ontology annotation, biological process: Notch receptor processing. The transcript is spliced from 4 exons. Lineage: Eukaryota; Metazoa; Chordata; Actinopteri; Esociformes; Esocidae. Gene Ontology annotation, cellular component: gamma-secretase complex. The record is from RefSeq and is a predicted model, not a curated record.